Molecule: messenger RNA, 361 nt
Organism: Funneliformis geosporum
Lineage: Eukaryota; Fungi; Glomeromycota; Glomeromycetes; Glomerales; Glomeraceae
Source: the annotation of a GenBank genome assembly
AUGGAGCAAGCAUGGAGGGAUGAAAGACAAGCCCGACAACAAAGAGAUGAUGAAAUCAUUAAUCUUAGAGAUACAGUAUGUGAAAAUGUUUAUGAAAAAUGUUGGUGGAAAAGAAGAUACACUGCAUGUACUCAACAGGCUCAAAAUUUAAAAAGAUAUUAUCUAGGUUUUGCUGAUAAUCAAGUAUUACCAGCAUUAUAUACCCAUUUACCUCCAGAUCUUCGUAGUAAUAUAAAAAUGUAUAUGGCUAUAAGAGCAGGAGGAGGUGUAAAUCCAACUGUAGAUGAUUUCUUUCAAAAUCUUAAAAAAUGCUGGGUCGAACGUCAAGUCGGAGUAAGUACUUUUACUCAGACAAAUAUAG